AUGGGGAAUCUCCUUGGGGAGGGGGGAUUCUCUUAUAUUCCUUCUCUCAUCUAUAGAGACUUUUUAUUAUUUAAAAAAUAUAUUCAUCAGGUUUACUCCCGAAUGAAUUCAUUAUGUGAUGAAACAACCAAGGAAAAUGAUCCUGGCAUGCUUGUCCCGUUCUUCGAAACUCUCCUGCUUACUUUUGAAUGCAAGUCUGAAAUCAUGACAGAAUUAAGCAAAGAUUUUGAAAAAUGUAGAAAGUCUGUUGGGAAGGAAAGAAACAUAAUGGAAACGUUAAUGGAGAGGUUUUGGAAACCGCAAAAAUAUAUAAAAAGUAUUUUAUUAAGUUAUAGCAAGGAAAUUCCUGAUUACAUGAAAAGAAUGAUUGCUAUAACUGGAUUGGCAGGACAAAGAAUGUAUAAUGAGGAUAUUGCUAAACGUAUCAAGAGUUAUAUUGAGGGUCAAAAUUAUGAAGGUAAUAAAGAACCUGAUAGAAAUAGAAGCGACUGA
Meloidogyne enterolobii is the source of this 492-nucleotide messenger RNA. NCBI's taxonomy places the organism in Eukaryota, Metazoa, Nematoda, Chromadorea, Rhabditida, Meloidogynidae. The record is from the annotation of a GenBank genome assembly.